Messenger RNA from Monosiga brevicollis MX1, 1371 nucleotides. RefSeq lists its product as uncharacterized. The coding region runs from base 1 to 1371 and encodes 456 amino acids. NCBI's taxonomy places the organism in Eukaryota, Choanoflagellata, Craspedida, Salpingoecidae. The transcript is spliced from 2 exons. The record is from RefSeq and is a predicted model, not a curated record.
AUGGAACAAGCCACAGUGCAGCGGGCUGCCCAGGCCAUGCGUGGGCAGCCACGGGUGGCCGUGAUCGGCGCCAGUCUGGCUGGUCUCUCCUUUUCGGCCAUCCUAGCGCACCAAGCCCCGCAUAUCCACGUCUCCGUCUUUGAGCGAGCAUCCCGCACCCGUGACGAGGGCUACGGCAUCGACCUUGAUGAAGAUGGCAUGGCCGCGGUCAAGGCCGCCAACUUGUUGGACAAGUACCCAGAGACUACCCACAACAAGAGCGACGUAACUAAAAUGUACAGCGCCACCUCCAAAGACCCCAUUUUCGUCAUGUUCAUGCCCAGCCUGUUGCUCCGCCUUGGCGUCAAACCUGGACUCGAGAGCAACCGCCAGGCUCUUCUCGACAUGUUCCGUGCCAGCAUCAGCUCUGACAUCCACUACGAUACGCACAUCACCAACAUCGUGCCAAGCCAGUCCCGGCCCGGUGGUGCCACUCUUCUCGGCCCCAGUGGGACACCGCUGGGAGAUUUUGACCUGGUUGUGGAUGCGGGAGGUGUCCGCAGCCCGGUGCGCCUGCUACGCCUGACAGAUCCUGUGGGUCUGCAUUUUGACAAAGACCUUCUCUUCCAUGGCCAGAUUGCCGACCCCGAGACGAGCCUGCCGCCAGAGGCCUUGGCCCGUUUGGGUGAUGGCAACGCUUUUUACUUUACCAGGUUUUUCGAAAUGGCUGUCCAGCGCUAUGGGUGUGGCGAUGACCCUCGUGCAGCAUUAUUCUUUCGCGUACGCACCGACAGUGCGGAUGUGGAUGAGACCUUUGCCGAGAUUGGCGUGCCCCGCCGUGGUCCUGCCUUUCACAAUCGCGGCUCGGCCGAGUUUGAGACGCUGCGCAAAUUUAUGCGUCAAGCCGCUGGUGAACAUGCACAUCCAGCCAUUUUAUCUACCAUUGACGCCCUCGACCGCGUUGCUGUUCGCGGCCUCUACAACCACGGCUCUGAUGUUCAACUGCGAUCCGACAACACUCUGCCGUUGGUCUGCAUCGGGGAUGCGGUGCGCAACAUUGGCCUGGGUGGUGGUGGUAACGUUGCCAUGCGUGAUGCGCGUGAGCUUGCCGAGCUUCUUGCCCAGCCGACCGCCUUUGACCCCACCACGCACGCGCUGGCACUCCGCGGCCCAAACAACGCGCUGCUUAAGCUUGAAGAAACCAUGUUACAGCGCCAUCUGGACUUUGUCAAGCUUCGUGAUUCUCGCCGCGGCACAGAAGUUGGACCUCCGCCCCCCGGCGCUGAUCUCGAGAAGGACCUCGGCGCCACCUUUGGGCGCCCCCUGGCUUUUGUACUCAAGACACUCGGUUUUGUCUCGCGCUUUUUAUGGGCGCUCGACGGGAAGCGGUGA